Gekko japonicus is the source of this 3869-nucleotide messenger RNA. RefSeq lists its product as uncharacterized. NCBI's taxonomy places the organism in Eukaryota, Metazoa, Chordata, Lepidosauria, Squamata, Gekkonidae. Bases 73 to 3567 code for a protein of 1164 amino acids. The transcript is spliced from 3 exons. Gene Ontology annotation, molecular function: protein binding; GTP binding. The record is from RefSeq and is a predicted model, not a curated record.
CGAUCUGGAGGCCAGAGGUGGAGCAGCAUUAAUGCAGGAUUCAAUGUUAUAACUUGCAAGAGCUUCCGAACAAUGUCUGGCCCCGAUCCCACCCUGGAGAUGCCUGCCCUGGGCCGCCCGUUUCAGCUGGGGAUGCUGUACGACUGCUUCCGGGACGCCCUCCUCUCAGAACAUUCGCUCCUGGACCCAGAGACCCGUCAGGAGAACACGGAGAAAACCACACUAACCAGCCAGACCUUCCAAGAGGUUUCUUCGGACACCCUUGAAGAGAAAGCCGCUGCCCUGGAGAUCCCGCCCUCCCUCCUGACCAGCAUCCUCUGUGGUUUGUUUGAAGUGGAUGGAGCUGCAAAAUACUUCCUCAGCAGCAAGAAAUCCAGGUACCAGGAGAGAGUCACCUACAAGUACCUGGCUAUGGAAAGGGUGGAGCACCUGAUGCUGGACCGCUUGAGAACCAAAGGUGGAUCUUUUCACACCGUCCCUAAGAACUGCAAGGCUUCUCAUGUGGUCACUGCUGUGUGGUAUGGGGAACAGAGUUUCCAAGAUUAUGCCAAAGAAGUUUCGACACCUGAAAAUGUAGGGGGGGAAAUCGGAAGCCCUGAGGCUGUGCUUCUUACACAAGGUGAAAGAGGCCUCAAGGUAGAUGAGACGGGCAAAGCACAAAGUCAGGCAUCUCACCCGACUGGAUAUCAUGUGGUCACUGCUGCGUGGUAUGGGGAACAGAGUUUCCAAGAUUAUGCCAAAGAAGUUUCGACACUUGAAAAUGUAGGGGGGGGAAUCGGAAGCCCUGAGGCCGUGCAUCUUACACAAGGUGAAAGAGGCCUCAAGGUAGAUGAGACGGGCAAAGCACAAAGUCAGGCAUCUCACCCGACAUUUGAUGGCAGGUCCUCUCAAGAGCACAAUCCAGUCCCUCUCCAAGAUUUCGUCCGGAUUCACAGCAACCUCCCCAUUUUGGGUUGGAGCGGAGAGAAAGGUGUGCCAGUGAAGGUUCGUCUGUACCCACUAAUGAACUUGGAGCACAAAGACCCUGAGGUGCAGUUUCGCAGAUCUUUCCAUGAGAUUAGUGCAGUCCUGAAUUCUAACAUUAAACAUGAGAUCGCGGAUCUCAUAGAAACCGAAACACGAUCUGAGGACCUCUUGAAAGACCCCACAGUGCAAACCUUCCUUGAAAUUAGGAAGAAAAUCCAGCAGUUCAAAGAUCUGUGUGGCCAGUACAAACAGGCUUUCCAGAAACAGCUAGCAGAAAUCAUACCUCUUGUCCGGGAAGGAGUUAAAGACGAAGAAGACCUGGAGGAGGUUUUAGAACGCAAAAGAAAGUCCCCCUUUGACACCACAGGACUUUGUGAAUUUCUGGACGCAAGAGAGCGAGAGAUUGCUUUUUUGAAUUCUCUCCUUUCUGUCCUGAAAGAUGUAGAAAUUGUUGGUCCUAAGAAGCAGCUGGAAGAAAAGGUCUUUGAUUGUAGGACAGACUUUGUAGUUGCAUUCCUGUUCACAUCACUGCACAAAGGGGAGCCCUACUUAGCCAAGUUAGAAGCCCACCUCUCUCCCUUGGUGCAAGUAAGCGGAGAGAUGCUGAGCUGUCCAUCAUGGCUCGAGGAUAAAACUGUCAUCACAAGGGCAAGAGAAGCCGCCGAGUCCUUCGCCGGUUUCGUCUGUGCCAAUCCAUCUAGCGAGAAGACCCAGUUUGUGGUGGCCUCCAUCCCAGAUGACGACAAUCCGGGUGCUGCCAUUUGCCUGUAUGAAAAGGGAGACCGGAGAGGAACAAGGUUUGAGCCUCCCUCCAGACCUCUCCCUGUGGAGAUUGGCGAGAUCUCCGCAGACAGCGUGCAGCUGAGACUCACUCCAGGAGAGUCUGGGGCAGAGGCGGUCUGCUGCUUUCAGGUGGAGCACAGGGCUGUGGGGCAAAAGAACUGGGCGGUGGAGGUGACAAACGGGCGAGAAGAGGUGGCCACAGUCCGGGGGCUGAGCCCAGACACCGAGUACGAAUUCCGCUGCACGGCUGUGAGCAAACCAGGGUGUAGUGAAAGCAGUGAGGCUCGUGGUCCCGUGAAGACCCUUCUGCGCAGCCCCCCCAGUACCCCCCAAGAAGCUGACAGAGCGUCUCCCGUUGUCCCCCAGGAGAAUACCAACCUCAGGAAGGAUGAAAGGAACACAUGCUGUGUGGAGGAAAGAGAAGUUGGGCAGGAGGAAGGGGGUAUGAAAUGGAGCCGGCAGAGCACAGGGCAAGAAACAGAGAAUGCGGGGGGCCUUCCGGCCUUCACGUCUGUCCAGUCGCAGGAUGAUUUGGCCACCGCUGGCCGAGAUCCCCGAGGAGAGCCAAGAAACGUUGCCCGCUCUGUCCUCAGAACAAGCCGCAAGGUGAGGGACGGCCAUCCUUCCGUCUACACCUUGGCCCUGCAGAAGUCCAUUUGUGGCGCCCCGACCACGUGCGUCAAGUACAGCCUUGGGAAGGAGGCCUCUCGGCUGCACCACAAGGUGAUCCUCUUGCUGGGGGAAACGGGAGCCGGCAAAAGCACCCUGAUCGACAGCAUGGUCAACUACGUCCUGGGUGUGCGGUGGGAAGAUGGCUUCCGGUUCAAAGUCGUCCAGGACGUGCCAAAGAGGAGCCAGGCUGUGAGCCAGACGGAGACCCUCACGGCCUACGAAGUCAACCUGAGCCAGGGGCUGCGAGUCCCCUACUCCCUGACUCUCAUCGACACGCCGGGGUUCGGGGACACGAGAGGCACCCAGCAUGACAAGAUGCUACAGGAGCAGAUCCGGGCGUUUUUCUCGAGCAAGCAAGGCUUUGGCCACAUCGAUGCCGUCUGCGUGGUUGUCCAGGCCUCCCAGCCGCGUCUGACGCAGCCCCAGAAAUACAUCUUUGAUGCCAUCCUAUCGAUUUUUGGGAAGGACAUCCAAGAGAACAUCCAGGUCCUGAUCACCUUUGCGGACGGGCGGGCGCCGCCGGUGCUGGAGGCCGUAAGGGUCAGCGGUGUGCCGUGCGCCAGAGAUGCCAAGGGAGUCCCGGUCCACUUCUCGUUCAAUAACUCCACUCUCUUUUCUAGUAAUGUUCAGCAAGCUGAGGAAGACAGUUAUCGCUUUAAUCAGAUGUUUUGGCAGAUGGGCGUCGGUAGCCUGGACCGUUUUUUCAGGUCCCUAGGCGGUUUAGAACCUCGGAGUUUAACCAUGACAGCCGAGGUCCUUCGUGAGCGGAAGGAGCUGGAGGCCGUAGUCCAAGGCAUGAGACCCCAGAUCAAAAUGGCCCUUGUGAAAGUGGAUGAGCUGCGGACGACGCAGAGAGCCCUGGCAAGGCACCGGGGGGACAUGGAGGCCAACCGGAAUUUUGAGUAUGAGUUGGAGACAACGGUGCCCUUCAAGAUAGACAUCUCUGGGAUGGGCUACCACAUAACCAACUGCCAGCAGUGCCACACGACGUGCCACUACCCGUGUCAGGUUGAAAACCCCCAUGACAAAUGGAAAUGUGCCGCCAUGGACAAAUCCUCCGGCCGCUGCUGUGUUUGCCCUGGCAGAUGUCGGUGGGACAUCCACUUCAGUCAAAGCUACAAGUGGGAUUAUUGCGUCAGGAAAUAAACGCUGAGCUACGCCCACCUGAAGGAGAAGUUCGAGAGGGCUUGUGGAAGGCUCAUGACAGCCCAUAGUGCCUGCGAGUGGCUGACCCGGGAGUGUAGAAAAGCGGAAGACGACUUGGUGGAACUCAUCAACAAGCUGGCCUGGCACCUCCGGCGCCUGCAGGAAAUUGCCUUAAAGCCCAAUCCCUUGACCACUUCAAAUUACCUUGACCUGCUGAUCAGUUCUGAAAAAGAAGAAUUGCAGGCCGGCUAUGAGGAACGAAUCGACUUGCUCGUGAAUCUGAGACAGAGGUUUUCCGAUCC